AUGUCUUAUUCUAUUAAGCCAACACAAAUAUCUGUAAUAGAAGGCCUCAUUCCACCAAUCCACCAAAAGUCAUUUUACCAAUUUGACAAUAAUUCAUCACCUUACAUUUACGAUAUCGCAGCUACUUCUACUUACUGUUUUAUAUCUGAUUCAAAUCAUCAAAUUACUUCUUUUGAAUAUACAAAUUCUAGCCUUACAUUCGCUGGAAAAUUAAACUAUCAUACCGAUACAAUAACAAAGCUUAAAUUACAUAAAGAUCAGUUCAUUAUUUCAAGUUCAAAGGAUGGUCGUAUUGCCUUAUGGGACUUAAGGAUCCCAAGUAGUCAACCAACUAAUGUUUUCCAAGCUAAAAAUCGUGAGCCUUUGUUAUCAUUUGAUAUCAACAAUUCCGACACGAUUUUGGCUGCUGGUACUGAGCUUAUAGAAGGAGAUGCAAAGAUCCUCUUCUGGGACUUAAGAAAACCUUUUCUUGUCGCUGCUGAAUUCAUUGAAUCACACAACGAUGAUAUUACGCAACUUCAAUUCCAUCCAACAAGCGAUUCUCACUUUAUCAGCGGUUCUACUGAUGGUUUAAUAUGCAGUUUUGAAGUGAAAAACUUUAACGAAGAUGAUGAAUUGAUUGGCGUGAUCAAUUCUGGAUCAUCGAUCAAUAAAGCUGGCUAUUUCGGACCAAGCGCUGAAUAUGUGUAUUGCUUAACUCAUACAGAAACAUUCAGCUUAUGGGGCUUAUCUGAUAUUAACUUACUUUGCGAUAUAGGAGAUAUUCGACAAGAUCGCUGUCAAGGAAGUUUCAUUCAAAUUGAUUAUGCUAUCGAUUGCCAAUUCGAUUUUUCCACUAAUCGACUGUACCUUUUUGCCGGUUCGAAUCUCGGAAAUAUCAGCAUUUUACAUGUUGCUAUUAAUGAACUACAAUUAUGUCAAACACUAAAUGAUGGUCAUUCUGAAAUCGUGAGAAGUGUCAUCUGGAAUCCACAGGUAAAUACGCUUCUCUCCGGCGGGGAAGAUUCAAAAUUAUGUAUGUGGGGACCCUAA
Molecule: messenger RNA, 1032 nt
Organism: Dentiscutata erythropus
Lineage: Eukaryota; Fungi; Glomeromycota; Glomeromycetes; Diversisporales; Gigasporaceae
Source: the annotation of a GenBank genome assembly